Molecule: messenger RNA, 3462 nt
Organism: Xenopus tropicalis (tropical clawed frog)
Lineage: Eukaryota; Metazoa; Chordata; Amphibia; Anura; Pipidae
Source: RefSeq, marked validated
GUGACACCCUUUUCCAAGUUGCAUUAUUAUGGAGUUGUCUGAUCUCAUCCAGACAUCCCAAGUGGAGAAUGUCCGUGUUCACUGCCCUUUUAAGCCCCCAAUGAUAGGUACGCUGUGUGUAAGUAGCCACCACCUACUUCUCUGCGACGCUUCUGUAGGUGACAGAGAUAAAAGAGAGGAUAUCGCUGAGUUGUGGCUUUUGCAUUGUGCAGUGGAUAAAGUGGAAAAAAGUGUUCAGAAUAUAGGGCGUUUGCAAAACACAGAGAAUGGGCAAGAGAUGGAUGUUGAAUCUGGCUCAGGAACAGUCACUCUCAGAUGCAAGGACUUACGGGUAAUACACAUGGAGAUCCCAGGGAUGGAAGAAACACUGAACAUAGCUCGUUCUGUGCAGGCCCUCUCUUCACUGGAUAUAGUCACUCUGAGUUACCCGUUUUUCUUCAGGCCUCCUGGGUACAGCUUGGGGCAUGGGUGGCCACGAGAUACAAUGGAAAACUUCUACCACAAAAUGAGAGCUGAGACAGAUGACUGGAGAUUGAGUGAAGUGAAUUUGGAUUUUAAGAUUUGUCCCAGUUAUCCAGCAAAGGUUAUUGUGCCCAGAAUCUGCUCUGAUGAGACCCUGCAAAAGGCAGCGGCUUUCAGACAAGCUGGACGAUUUCCUGUCUUGAGCUACUACCACAGCGCCAACCAAACGGCAUUGCUACGCUCUGCCCAGCCUCUUUUUGGCACAGCCCCACAUCAUUGUAAACAUGAUGAAGCUUUGCUGAAUGCAGCACUAAUGGAGCAAUCUUCUGGUUUCAUUAUUGACACCCGCUCUGCCCAGGAAGCAAAACAAGCCCGGAAUGAAGGCGGUGGAACAGAGAGUAAAUCCAGGUAUCGGAACUGGAGAGUACUCCAUCGCCCCCUAGAGAGAGGCCAUGCACUGCAGGAUAGUCUGGUCCGGCUUGUUGUUACGUGCUAUGACCCUUCCAUAGGAAUGACUCGUUGGCUCAGCAAGUUGCAGGCUGCACGUUGGCUUUCACAUGUCAAGGAAGCCUUAAGCACUGCAGGACUGAUUGCUGAAUGUAUAGAGAGGGAAUGCGCUAAUGUGCUUGUGCAUGGAGAAGACGGCACAGAUAAUACCCUACUGUUGACAUCCCUUGCUCAGCUCAUCCUGUGCCCAGAGAGUCGGACAAUGGAUGGAUUUCAGGACCUUAUUGAGCGAGAGUGGCUACAGGCUGGACACCCUUUCCAACUGCGUUGUGCCCAAUCUGGAUGGUCCCAGAGCCGGGCUCAGCAAGAAUCCCCUCAUUUUUUGCUUUUUCUAGACUGCUGCUGGCAGCUUGGGCGGCAGUUUCCUAGAGCACUAGAAUUUAAUGAGAGAUUUCUAUGUACACUGGCAACUCAUGCAUACAGUUCAGAGUAUGGAUCAUUCUUGUGCAAUAAUGAGAAAGAAAGGUGAGGUGUUUUUUUUCUCUGAAUUUUAUAUGGAAUUACAUGUAGAACCUGCCAGAUGCAUGCAGGCACUAGGUUGGAAGACACAUCAUUGAGAACAGAUGGUGAAAAUCACUUUCAGGUUUUAUUUAAGUACCUCAAAAAAGUCUGUUAGCAUGGCCACAGGUAUUAAAUCCCCAAUCUAGAAACCCAUUACCAAAAAUGCUACAAAUUACAGGAACGUUCAAUAACACACACUGUGCACCCUGAAACUAUAGUGCAGGGCCUUUCUCUUCUUUCAGAACAAAUUACAGGAAGGCUACCUCCCAUAGAGUCCAAUUUUAGCAAAAAUAACAUAUUUAUCUUUAAAGGAGAAGUUAAGUCAUUUUGGCAGUUUACUGCCAAUAGAUUUGCCACUUUAGUUCCACCUAGAACACUACAUUUAUUCUGCAGAAACUAUUACCAUACCUGAUUAGACAGCCCUAGAAGCUUUCUCUGUUUGUGUUAGACAGAAGCUGCCAUUUUAGCUUGGUCUUUAUAGCUUCCUGCUGUAUAGCUCUAGCCAUUAUAGCUCAGAUUACACAUUCCUAUGGGAGGGGGAGGGAGUUCUUAGCAUUCUUAUGGGAGGGGGGAGCAGGAGAGAGGAAAAAACUGUGCAGAAUCUGGCCCCAGGAAUAAAGGAUUUUUGUAAGAGAGGAGGUCAGAUACCCUAAGAAUAUAUUUACAAAAAAAGGAGACAAGAAAUUCUGUGUUUCUUUUGAUAGAGGAAGCAUUUCUGUAAGUGCUUAUGGCUCUAUUUACAUAGACCUUUCUGAUAAAGCUUACUUAGUUUUUCCUACUCUUUUAAAAAUUAAUUCCUUUUAAUCCUUAACAGACCAGUAGCUUGUACUUGAUGGUAACUAAGCUGCAUUAAUCAAUAUUGGUGACAAAACAAUCCUAUUGUGUUUUUUUUUUAGCAGACAUAAGAUAUGGUUAUCCAAAUUAUGGAAUGAUCUUAGAUUAGGAACCCAGGUCCUGAGCAUCCUGGACAAUAGAUCCUAUACCUGCCCUCUUUAUUGCAUUAACUUCAAAAAGUCACAAUUAUUUUCCCACCAGAUGUCAGUAUGAGGUGCAAGAUCGGACACACUCGCUGUGGGGUCACCUUAACCAGCCAAAAGAGCGACAGCAGCUUCUGAAUCCAAUAUAUCAAGAAAAUCCUUUAGUUAUCUGGCCUUCUGUUGCACCACAAAGCUUACAGUUAUGGGCAGGUUUCUUUCUUCGAUACCUGCUACCCUUAGAACACACAGAAAUGGCAUGGAUGAAGAUGGUUGAGCUCACAGGAGCAUAAAAAAUGCCUCCGACAGAAACAAUAACUUUAGAGGUUAAAAUAAAGUCUCAGUGCCCACGUGUCCAGUAUAUCAAAAGAUUGGAGGGGAAACAAAAAGGUACAAAUGGCUAUCUAAACAAAUGUAGUACACAAAGAUAAGUUAAAGGCAGUUUAUUUCUCAUACUGUCAGAUGUUGUUUCAGAGGGAAAAUACAAACCACCCCUGACAUCAAAGCAUAAAUCCAUUUAAUAGAAAUUCAUGCCUGUUGCUUUGUCCUGGAUUAAUGAUAAUUGCAGUAUGUUUCCAACCUGAGAAGCUGCAUGUGAAUUAAAGGAUGUAAUUACUGAGCCCUCUCUGUAUAGCACACCCAAUGAUUAAAGUGAUACUGACACUAAAAAACUACUCUCAAAUAUUAAAGUACAGUAAAAGUUACCUAUAGUUCUAGUUGAUAGUCUGCUUUUCUAAGCAAUGGUUACUUGAAGAUCCUCAAUAUGACUGUUUUACCAACCUGUCAGAGUUUUAAAUGCUAAAAGACUACUGCAGCCCCCUCACAGAGGAAAAAGGGGGAUGACAUAGGUAAUGUAAAAGCAUUGGCCAAAUACUUUUAAGGCAAAAUUAUAAAUAGCAUGCAAAAAAAGUGUUACAGUAGAUUUCUUGUGUCACUAUCUCUUAAAAAUGCAUUGUGUUAUUUUCCUUCCCACAGAUAAAUGUAUGUGAAACAUUUUGGUGGGGAAAGAACAGUGGCA